Messenger RNA from Aphidius gifuensis, 7472 nucleotides. RefSeq names its product unconventional myosin-XVIIIa (gene Mhcl). The record is from RefSeq and is a predicted model, not a curated record. Gene Ontology annotation, cellular component: myosin complex. Gene Ontology annotation, molecular function: cytoskeletal motor activity; protein binding; ATP binding. Lineage: Eukaryota; Metazoa; Arthropoda; Insecta; Hymenoptera; Braconidae. The transcript is spliced from 19 exons.
UAGUCGACAGAGGCCUUAAGAUUUAGCAACUUUCUGCCACGAAAGUUUAUAAAGCAUUGUAAUGUUGUGCGUUUGACGGGUUACAGUAUUUAUAACAAAUUCCAAGCUACCUCAUGUUAUCAUAAUUUUUCUGUAAUUACCGAUGGACUUAAAGAUCUUUAUUCUAUUUGUCUUUUUUAAAACCAAAGACUGCCUUUUAUGUAAUUCAUGAAUAAAAAUAAAGCAUUGAAUGGAACGAUGCUCAGCUGGUUUGAACAUCUAGGAUUGCUAAAAAUUUCCCCGUCAGAAAUAUAUAUUGGAUUAUUGGUUGCUACAACAGAUAUAAUCAAUGGUGUGUUCAAAAAAUAUAUCAACAGCUAAUUUUAUAUAAAUAUAAAUUUUAUAACUGUUGAUUUUUGGCCCUUAUUUUUUGUUCAAUAUGCUAAUAAUAUGUUGGAUUUUCAAAAAAUGAUUGGCAAAUGGUGUAGUUAUUAUGAUUUGCUGUAGUAAUAACGAUUAUUCGUUUAUUUUGUUAGUUGUAUUUUUUGCUGACGUAUAAGAAAAACAGCGUUGGAUUCACUAUCAUAUUCACUAGAUAAACGAAUAUGAUAUCUUAAAGUAUCACAUAAAUACAUCGAGUUUUUUAAUAAUUUCGAAAUACUCAAAGGAUAAUGACUUGUCAGGAAAGAGGUUAGGAGACUAGUUUAAGACACGCCCUACGAAAUUUUUUCAUAAAUACAUUAUAAAGUACCUAUAUCAAAAACGUCAAAUUACGUUCAAAUUUUACAGAUUUAGUCAAGUAAGAAAAAAAGAAUUUAUUUUGUUGUGCACAGUUUAAGAUAGAAUAUAAGAAUUCAUCGAAAAAAUAUCAGUGUGAGUGAAUUCGUUUUGUGACAUUUUGAAAUUCAUAUGAGUGGCUCUUUUCAUCCAUAAUUGCGAAUGUUUUAUUUUUUUGUAAUCUCCAAAAAAUACAAAAAUGUUUAAUUUUAUGAAAAAGGCAUCUGAAAAAGAUGAAAAAGAAAAACGUAAAAAAGAAAAAAAAGUAAGGAAGGAUAUCAAAAAAAGGGAUGGAGGAAGUAUGUCUACCGAAGAAUUGCUCAGACUUGAUGAGGUACGUCGUUCAUUAAAAAUUCGUGGUCGUCGCAAAGAGAAAGAAAAAUUGCCAAGUGGAAUUACAGCCGAUUAUAGUGCAUCAUUUUUCGCUCAGCUUGAUCGUGACAUUCUUAACAGUUCAAACUCUAAUGAAGCUAGUACAAGUUGGACACACAAUUUCGAUGCUUUCACACAGAGUGAUUCAUCUGAAGCGUCAUCAACAUCGUUAACAAAUCAUUUUGAUAAUUUAAUAUCACCUACUCCGCCAAAACCACCAAAACGUGGUAUCUUAAAAGGACCAAGACUCAAUUCUUCGAACGUAGCAACCGUCAGCGAAAAUCUAUCUACCGUCAAAAAUGGGAAUGAUAGGGAAAACAAUCAUCCAAGUACGCUACUGGUUAGAAACACACUGCAAAAUGAAGUUAUAGAUUAUCAGAGUACACAAAAUCUAAGUAAAGAUGAAUUUUGUAGCGAGGAAGAAAAUGCAUCAUCUUACUUAAUAGAACGAAGCGUACAUAAGCAACAUCAUGAUCGACAUCUACAUGACUUGAUAGCAAAAAGUGCCAGCCCAUCAGUAGAUUCAUUAACAGAUUCAACGAACUCAAGUUUCGCAACACCACCAUUUAGUUUGUCACCUGUUGGUGAAUCACAAGGUUUCUGUCGGUGGAGAUCCUCAGCAUCCUUUGGAGACCAAUCCGUUGGGUUGAUAUUACCAAAAAUCAUCCCGUUGACACUACCAGCACCCAGAACAUUAACAAUCCAUCGACAACCACCACCGAGAAAUGAUUUUGGUUUUUCAUUACGAAGGGCUGUUACUGUCGAACACAGUGAUGAUGGCAUAUCACGAACGAAACCGGUUAUAUUCGCUGAGCCCGGAGCAAUUGUUCAAAAUAAUAAUGACACAGGUCUCUUGCCUGGUGAUCGACUGAUUGAAGUUAACGGGAUCAAUGUUAAUGACAAAACGAGAGAAGAAAUCAUUGAUCUUAUUAAAGGAUCUGCAAACAGUGUAAUAGUCAUGGUGCAACCAGUUGCUGAACUUUCAGAAUUAUCACGACGUGGCGGUGCAGAUGGUGACCAAAUUGAACUCACCGAUGCAAACAUCCGUUGGGGGACUUUAAGACGUUCUGGGAGUAUGAGAUUUAAUCACCAUACGGCACGAACUGAAGAACAUAUAGCCCAGGAACAAGCUUGGCUUGCUUCAGAACGAAUUUGGUUUCUACACAGAGGUGGUUUUACAUCAGCAACAAAGUGUAAAGAUGCUCAUUCGGAUUCUGCUAAAUGUUGUAUCCGCCUUAUACCAAGUGGCGAAAAAAUGUUUGUUGACGAAGAGGAUGUUGAAAAAGCUAACCCUCCACAGUUUGAUAAGACUGAGCAGUUAUCACAGAUCCGCUAUCUCAAUGAGUCAUCAAUACUGCAUACACUUAGACAGCGUUAUGCCAGCAAUCUUAUUCAUACCUAUGCUGGGGAUAGCAUGAUUGUUAUGAAUCCAAUUGCACCCUUGUCAAUUUACUCUGAAAAAGUAGUACAUAUGUUUAGAGGCUGCAAAAAUGAGGAUAUGCCCCCACACAUUUAUGCAAUGGCACAGUCUGCUUACAGGGAAAUGCUAGCAACAAGACGUGAUCAUUCGCUGGUUUUCAUUGGGCGAAGUGGGUCUGGCAAAACAACAAAUUUUAAACAUGCCUUGCACUAUCUUGUUUUAACCGCUGGCGCAGUCAACAAAAUAAUAACAAUCGAAAAAUUAAAUGCCAUUUUCACGGUCUUAGAAUCAUUUGGGAAUAGCCGUACGCAUAUGAAUUCAAAUGCUACAAGAUUCACUCAAAUAUUUAGCCUUGAUUUUGAUCAAUCAGGACAAAUAGCAUCAGUAUCACUGCAAAUUUUUCUGCUUGAAAAGUCGAGAAUUGGUAGACGUACAAAUGGUGAUCCAACAUUUCAUGCACUAUACCGAUUGCUUGCUGGUGCUGAGGGUACCCUCAGAAAAGAGCUGAGUCUGACAAAUCUCGUUAAUGAAAAUAAUCCCUUCAUAACACCGCUACAAAAACAUGAAGACAAACAGCGAGCAAUGGUUGAGUUAAAUCGACUAAUUGCCGCAUUGAGAAUUCUUGAUAUAUCUGAAAAAGAAGAAAAAGUGAUUUGGCUAACAUUAGCUAGUAUUUACCAUUUAAGUUGUGCGGGUGCAAUGAGAGCUGGCAUGAGUUCACAAUGUCGAUGGCAAUUCGCUCGAAUGGAAUGUGCCGAAAAAGCAGCCAACUUGCUGGGAACAACUGUCGAGAAAUUAAGCACAAUUUUUUUUGUAUCUAACAUUGAGAAUUGCGCGCCGAAUGGUGGGAGGAUAGGAUUACGUACACAGAGUCCAACAGAAGAUGCAAACGAUGAAUCUGGACUGGAUGCACUUGAAGGUUUACUUAUUGGAUUGUAUUCUGAAGUUUUUCAUUGCAUUGCUGUACUAAUCAACAAAUCAAUAUCAUCACCAGUUCAUACUAUAUCAUCUUUGUUGCUUUGUGAUGCGCCCGGCUUCCAAAACUCCGCAUCAUGCGGACAACAAACUGGUGCUAGUUUCGAGGACCUAUGUCACAAUUACCUUCAAGAACGCUUACAACUAUUAUUUCACAAUACGACACUUGUCACGCCUAAGGAGCGUUGUACACAAGAGGGUAUUGAUGUUAAUUAUGGAGAUGUUUAUGACAAAGAUUGUAUUAGCUCACCGCAGGCGCUUGUGUCACUUCUCGAUCGUGGACAACAAGGAGCUGUGACGCUACGCUCAAGUCAAUCAGAUUUACGACAAAUUGAGAAAAAAGGAUUACUGUGGCUACUUGAUGAAGCAAUUGCUUGUCCCGGUGGAAAUGAUGAAAGUUUUUUGGAUCGUUUGUUUUUUUAUUAUGGUGAUCGUGAUUAUCAAGUCUUACUUAGAAAGGCACCAGGAAAUAAUCAGUUUGUUCUACAGCACCUUCAGGGUACAAAUCCAGUUCUUUACACAGCCACAGGUUGGCUGAAAGCGAGUAGAGAGAAUCCAGUAACUCGUGGUGCUAUUAUAACGCUUCAAGAAAGCACUAGAGAAGAUGUCAGCAGACUGUUUGUUCAGGCACGUGGUGUUGGAGUAACAGAUACUUACAGUGGAUCCAUGCCAGGACUAGAACGAUCCCAAUCACUGCGGAGCGCAUCGAAAUUUAUCAAGAAGUAGUUUAGUUUAGGAAAAAAAAAAAAAUUCAAUCUUAAAAAAAAAUUUACUAUUGAUGGCCUCAUCGAGACCCUUAGAAGAACCAAAGUAAAAUUUAUUCACUGCCUUUUACCUCAACACAAUGCAGGCUGUAUGGAUAAUAAGAGUUCACUGACAGUGAAACCUUACCACGUUGAUGACAGUAUAAUCAACGUACCACUACUUCGCUCUCAGAUUCGUGGUUGUCAAAUAACAGAAGCAGUGCGCUUGUAUAAAGUUGGUUUUCCCAAGUACAUGCCACUUAGUGAAUUUAGAAGACAAUUUGGUUUACUUUCAAAUGAUGCGAAUGUCCGUCCAGGAAGUCCUAUCGAUGAACGGCGAACCAUUGAAAACAUGUUACUCUCGGUCGAUGUCGACUCAGCUUCUUAUCGUGUUGGUCAAAGCCAAAUAUUCUUCAGAGCUGGUGCUCUUGAGAGACUCGAGUCACAGCGUGAUGAGAAGCUGACUGGUCAUAUUAUUCUGUUGCAAGCACGAUGUCGUGGUUAUCUUGCACGAAAAAAGCUCAAUACUUUAAAGUUACAAGACCUGGCAGUUAGAUGCAUUCAAAGAAAUGUGAAAAAAUUGAUGUCUGUCAGGGAGUGGCCUUGGUGGCGGCUUUAUGUCAAAGUUGCACCUCUCUUAAAUGUUCAUCGUACUGAAGACCAACUAAAAGCUAGAACAGAAGAAUUAGAGAUGCUUCGUUUAAAAGUAGAAAAACUGGAACUAGAAAGAAAUCAUUUAAAACACGACAACGAUAAACUAGAAGCAAAGUUGAGCGUUAUGUGUGCAGACUAUGCAGAUGAACAUUCGACCUCAACCCUGGCAACUGAAAGAAUCGAUGCUGAGACUUCUGAACGUAUUCGACUUGAACGUGAACUCCAGGAUGUGACUGAAGCUAAUAAAAAUCUUCAGCAAAACACCGAAAGACUUGAAAUGGAAGUUUUAUAUGCAAGAGCUGCAAAUUUGAACAGUAUUGCAUCAGAUGGUGAGGAUGGUGAAGGUGCUGGUGUUUAUGAACAAAGAUAUGGACAUGCUAUACGUGAACUUGAAUUUACUAAAAGAAAAUUAGUUCAACAGCAUGAAGAUGACCUGGAGCAACUGGUUGGACUGAAGAAACAAUUAGAAAAAAAGUUGGCUGAUGCCUAUGAAGAAGUUGAAGAACAAAGACAAGUUAAUGAUCAGUGGAAACGCCGUGUUCAAAAACUCAACGGUGAGAUGCACGAUUUACGGCUAUUACUUGAGGAACAAACAGCGAGAAAUAAUCUACUGGAAAAAAAACAACGAAAGUUUGAUUCAGAAACUCAGAAUCUUCUAGAUGACCUGAGACAAGAGAAGACUCAGAGAGAACGACUUACCCGUGAGAAAGAUAUUGUAACUGCUGAGAAAUUUACGAUUGAACAAAACUUGAGUGAUGCAAAACUGGAAAUUGAAUUACAACAAGAACGUUUAAAUACACUCAGUCACGAAUUAGAAGAGCUUACAUUUGGUGGAAAGACUGAAGAAGAAGUUGCACAAUUAAAAAAAGCAAAACAUGAAUUGGAAAAGAAAUGCAAAGAUCAAGAAGAAGAACUAGACGAUUUAGCUGGUCAAGUGCAACUUUUAGAGCAGGCUAAAUUGCGUUUAGAAAUGAGUAUUGAGCAGCAGCGUAAAGAAAUACGUAAAGAAAUGCAGCAGCGUGACGAGGAACUCGAAGAUGUUCGUGGCAAUGCACACAAAAAAGUAAAAGCACUGGAAUCACAACUUGAAAAUGAGCACGAAGAAAGAACAAUAUUAUUGCGUGAUAAGCACGAACAUGAGCGCAGAAUGGCUGCGUUUGAAGAACAAAAUAGAACAGAUCGGGCUACUGAAGCUGAGACUACCCAACGAUUAAAAAGAGACCUUAAACGUACUCGAGCACUCUUGCGGGAUGCGCAAACAAUGCUUGAACGUACUAAAGGCGAUUCGUCCGGAAGAGCGGUAUUAAGACAAUUGAAAAAUCAACUUGAGGAUUCUGAGUGUGCCCGUGCUGUUGCUAUUAAAGCCAAACAGGCUCUUGAACAGGAACUUAGUGAAACGCAGGCAACUCUUGAAGAGUCAACAAGAUCGCGAUCUGAUGCUGAAGAACGCGCCAACAUAGCCAAUCGCGAAAGGACAGAAGUAAUAUCGCAGCUUGAAGAGAAUGAAGAAGAACUCGCUGAAGUUUUAAAAAAAUAUAGAUCAGUUGUUCAACAAGUUUCGGGUGAACAAGCACAGCUUCAAGAAGCGCAGGUACAAAUUGCAACACUUGAAACUGAAAAAGCAUCACUGAAGGAACAACUGUCAGAGCUAAGUCAGAGACUCGAAUCUGUUGAGCAGCUAGGUGAUCCAACCGCAAACAGCUUGGCAACUCGUCGGCUCGAAUUCCGUGUUAAAGAGCUUGAGAGUAAGUUAGAUCUUGAAAUGACAACCAGAGACCGACAGCAAAUACAAAUUCAAAGAUUGAAGGAAACCAUUGACAAACUACAGACCGAAACGGCUGUUCUAAAAACCAAGGAGCAGACAGCUCAGGAUGCACUAAAACGACUACAACGUUCAUUGAGAGAGGCUAAAGAUGAAGUCAGUGCAUUAAGUGCUAAAGAACAAGAAGUGACGAGAAUCCGUCGAGACCUUGAAAAGUCACUUGACGCUUCUGAAACUGCAGAAAAAAUUGCCCGGGACGACCUAAGACUCGCUUUGCAGAGAAUUGAUGAUCUUCAGAGUGCAAUUCAAGGAGAAUUGGAUUUUGACUGCAGUGAAGAGGGUACAAGUGAAAGUAGUGACAGUGAUUGAUCGAAAACUCCUAUGCAUUGAGUUUCGACUCCAUACAAAUAUGAACUACAGGCUGGUUGCCUCAACUCGAACAGAACUAAGAAUUCUGUUUACUCAUCAAACCUUAUAAACCAGUGAUACGAGUUUUUCGUUUCUUUUUUUUAGAAAAAAUUUAUUCGUCAGUUUUAAUUUUCAGAGAUUAAAAAAGCAAAAUAAUUAAUUAAAAAACAUAAAUUAAUAAAUAAUAAAAUACAAAAAUGAUAUUCGAUAAUAAUAUUUAAACCGAAAUUCAUUGAGGUAAGUUGUGAACGCUCGAACGGCGAUAAAUAAAAGAAAAUGUAUGAUGUAGGUUAUUAGUUUUCGUUAUUAUUUUUUCUUGUUAAUAUUUAAUAGAAUAGUUUAUAAACGAUAAAUCUAGUUUUUUUUUUUUUGAGUGCUCAGU